ACUGAUGGGCGUGGUUACUAUGCCUGGUAGGUGUGGCUAAAAUUAAUUGAGGUUUUGCUUCAUUCAAUGGCAGAGAGUGGAUCUGCAAGUGAAGCAGCUGAGAAGAAUAGAAAAAAGAGAGAGAAAAAGAAACAAGCACAAAGCGAUGAAUAUGAUUCAACAGUUUCUGAAGUAAAUGUUAUAGCUCAAUUAAAGCAGCAAAUUGAAGAGGCAAAGGCUAACAAGGAUUUCAAAAAAGCUCAGAAGCUCAGAGAGCAAUUGUGGGCAAUACAAGACACUGCUGCCCUUGGAACCACAGGUGUUGGAGCUCCCGAGAUUGAUCUGUCAGUAUUAGCUAUAGCCCCUCCCACUGCUGCACAAGCUCCUCCCCCUCAAUCAUCAGAAAACCCAAACGUUAAGAGUUUACGGAAACUAGAGAAGAAGUUAAAGUCGAUAGAAGAACUGAAAGUAAAGAGAGAUAAAGGAGUGAAGCUUGAGAAGACACAGCUGAGUAAAAUUGAGUCUGAAGAUGAAGUUAGACAAGAAAUAAAGACACUGAAGGAAAUAAUGGAAACUGACACCUCAUGAACUAAAUAAAUAAUAUUUUUAAUAAUUUAUUUCUUUUGCAGUUCCACUGAAUAUUAUUGUUGUAAUUAAUUAAUUCAAUGCAUGUAGAUGCAAUAUUAAGUGAA
Messenger RNA from Amphimedon queenslandica, 671 nucleotides. Its product is annotated as eukaryotic translation initiation factor 2A-like. The transcript is spliced from 6 exons. Lineage: Eukaryota; Metazoa; Porifera; Demospongiae; Haplosclerida; Niphatidae. Bases 67 to 567 code for a protein of 166 amino acids. The record is from RefSeq and is a predicted model, not a curated record. Gene Ontology annotation, molecular function: protein binding.